AUGGGCAACUCAGCACCUGACCUCAAGUGGGAAAAGCUUGCUCUAGUUGGCUGCGGCAAAACCUCCAUUGUCUGGCUGGUGCGUAAUACUGUGACGAAAGAGGUUCAGCUAUGGAAAUACACUCACACGCGCGACUGUAGCACAGCUGGAGAGGGAGUCGUCCUAGCUUUGCUCCAAGGCCACGAUAAUAUACAAAGGCUGUUCCACUGGGACGAUUACAAUCGAUUGCUGGUUUUGAAGCGCGCUAAUGGAGGAGACUUGCACGACUACACGCUUGACCACUAUGGAUCAACACGACAAAGAAUGCCGGAGAUAUUCAUUUGGCAUUUUCUGCGAAGCAUGGCAGCUGCUUUGGCGUAUUGUCAAGCGGGCUGGAGGGAUGGCGAUCCGUUUGUUGUCAAAGAGGGGUGGAGACCAAUCAUUCAUCAAGACGUCGCUUCAGGCAAUAUUCUCUUGGAAUGGCAUAAGAACGAAGCACUGCCUCAGCUGAUCCUGAGCGAUUUUGGUGAUGCAACCUUUCUCGACACGAUGCCGUCUGCUGACUAUGACUACCUCCUUCGGGCAAUGCGAGCUCGAGAUCCGACAGCCUCGCAUUUGAAACGUGACCUUCAACGCCUCGGAAGCAUUCUUCAGUCUAUGCUUGUUGUGCACUUGUUUGGCGGAAACGCUGAAAAGAUGCAAGAAGAUUACAAUGUGGAUUUGGCAUUCGACUUUGCUCAGAAACAUGGCGAGCCAAUAUUUUCCCGCGAGUUGACGGACUUGGUGGACCAGCUGGCCUAUAACGAGUUAACAGAUAAGAGCACAAGAUUCACAGAUGCUCUAGAGUUUGCCAAAGAACUGAUUCCAGUUGCCAAUGCGAAGAUUGCCGAGCUUGCCGAAACGGAUACGAAGCUUCCUGGCAGACCAGCUGCUGGCCUCGACGACGAGGACUCUGGCUCUUUGUCGUUUCAUGCUCCCCUUCACAAAGACAUUUGGCCCUUCAUCAGAUAUUAUGAAGGAGAGUCGAUACGCACUGGUGGUCUUAAAAGAAAGCAUAGACAAGGAGAACUUGAUCCUCAAUUCACCAAGUACAGGGCUACCCGUAUAGAAGAGUUGACAACACGGCACAAUCAAAGGCCUUACUUUAUAAACCCAGGGCAAAUGGUUGAUUCCAUUUAUUCCUGGGAUGUGCAGGGCAAACAGCAAUUCAACGCAGAGCAAAGCGUGCAUCAAAGCGACGACAAAUCCCAAGCAACAACCGACGAAAAAGAGCCAGAAGCACAUCUUCGAAAAAGUGAGAGACUGACUUCAGAGGCAUGGCUCGCUCACCAAGCGAUAGCGCAAAAGGUCUUGGAUUUCACCUCUAGGAAGUUUUCAAAUGAUCCAGCAUACGCAGAGUACUCCAGGUUAGUGAAAGCAGAGCAAGUGGCGCUCGAGGAAUAUCGGCAGCUGCAACAACAAGAACUUGCUGCUUUAUUGGACUUCAGCUCCAAAAAUGCUUCAGUACCAGAACCCCAACAAACAGCAACCCUAUGCCAAGACUCUACCUGGCAAGCAGGUACGGUGGUUCAAGAAGAAUCUGGUACGUCUGCCAACAACAGGAUGGAGAUCGCCAUGACCAAUGCCAAGGACGGAACAUAUACCGUUAAGAUUGAGGAGGGCAAGGUUGUGGGUGUCUUGCCUGAAUGUGGAAAGGACAUAGUGGUAGAAGACAAGAAGGAGAUGAAUGUGGAAGAGAAGAAAAGAUAG
Messenger RNA from Endocarpon pusillum Z07020, 1728 nucleotides. RefSeq lists its product as uncharacterized. The coding region runs from base 1 to 1728 and encodes 575 amino acids. The transcript has a single exon. Gene Ontology annotation, molecular function: ATP binding; protein serine/threonine kinase activity. NCBI's taxonomy places the organism in Eukaryota, Fungi, Ascomycota, Eurotiomycetes, Verrucariales, Verrucariaceae. Gene Ontology annotation, biological process: peptidyl-serine phosphorylation; autophagy. Gene Ontology annotation, cellular component: cytoplasm. The record is from RefSeq and is a predicted model, not a curated record.